Vicugna pacos (alpaca) is the source of this 1477-nucleotide messenger RNA. NCBI's taxonomy places the organism in Eukaryota, Metazoa, Chordata, Mammalia, Artiodactyla, Camelidae. The record is from RefSeq and is a predicted model, not a curated record.
GGACGACACGCAGUUCGUGCGGUUCGACGGCGACGCCCCAAAUCCGAGGAUGGCGCCGCGGGCGCGGUGGGUGGAGCAGGAGGGGCCGGAGUAUUGGGAACGGGAGACACGGAAUGCGAAGGGCAACGCACAGUGGUACCGAGAGAGCCUGAACAACGUGCGCGGCUACUACAACCAGAGCGAGGCCGGUUUAAUCACGGUGGGGGGCGGGGCGGGGUCAGGGUCUCACACCUUCCAGAGGAUGUCUGGCUGCGACGUGGGGCCGGACGGCCGCCUCCUCCGCGGGUACAUGCAGUUCUCCUACGACGGCAAGGAUUACAUCGCCCUGAACGACGACCUGCGCUCCUGGACCGCGGCGGACGCGGCGGCUCAGAUCACCCAGCGCAAGUGGGAGGCGGCCGGUGAUGUGGCGGAGCAUUUCAGGAACUACCUGGAGGGCACCUGCGUGGAGUGGCUCGGCAGAUACCUGGAGAACGGGAAGGAGACGCUGCAGCGCGCAGACCCUCCAAGGACACAUGUGACACAUCACCCCACCUCUGACCGUAAGGCCACCCUGAGGUGCUGGGCCCUGGGCUUCUACCCCGCGGAGAUCUCACUGACCUGGCAGCGUGAUGGGGAGGACCAGGCCCAGGACACGGAGCUCGUGGAGACCAGGCCUGCAGGGGACGGGACGUUCCAGAAGUGGGCGGCCCUGGUGGUGCCUCCCGGAGAGGAGCAGAGAUACACGUGCCACGUGCAGCACGAGGGGCUUCAGGAGCCCCUCACCCUGAGAUGGGAGCCGCCUCCUCAGCCCACCGUCCCCAUCAUGGGCAUCAUUGUUGGCCUGGUUCUCUUUGUGGUCAUUGGAGCUGUGGUGGCAGGAUUUGUGAUCUGGAGGAAGAGGUGCUCAGGUGAAAAAGGAGGGAGCUAUGCUCAGGCUGCAAGUAAGUAUGGAGUGAGUGUGGAUCUCAGUGGUAUCAAGAGAGAAAUUCUCAGCAUUAUCCAGCUCUGGCCCGAUUCUUCUUUGCAUCUUUCUCCCAUCUUUUUUAAGGAACUAGAUUCUAGAAUUAGUGAAGAAGAGGGACCCAAAAGUUUCCCAUCUUCCUUUAAAUCUUGCUGGAUUUCUGUCUUCUCUGCAGCCACUCCCUCUCUCUGCCCUUAGAUCUAGUAAUCCUAGUGCUGGCUCCAGGCCAAACUGAUGGUUUAUACCACAGAUGUAACAUAGAUUUACAGCAGGUUGGAAUAGGGGACCCAUAUGCGUAGGAUCUUUUUUUCUGAACAUACAAAUAUCACUGUGUGUGCUGUAGGGACAGGUGGCUGUAGGGUGGACAGGAGAUCACCACUUGUGAGAGACAGAAAAAUGGUUUGAGGGACCAAAAUGUUCCAAAAUUUAUUGUGCGUAUGGUCACACCUCUCUGUGAAUAUGCUGUAAUUGAUUCUUUCCAAUGGUUGAAAGAGAUGUCUCAUUUAUAUCUCAAUAAAGCUGUUCUAACAGGAA